This is a messenger RNA of Trichobilharzia szidati, 1462 nucleotides long. Lineage: Eukaryota; Metazoa; Platyhelminthes; Trematoda; Strigeidida; Schistosomatidae. The record is from the annotation of a GenBank genome assembly.
AUGAGUGCAUAUGGAUCUAUCAUUGAGGGAAUCGGAAAUGAAAUACUUUUUGUCUUCAGUUGUAUGGGAACAGUUGUAUUUCUUGUCGUAGCAUGGAUGUCAACCAGAGUCAACUGGGAAUUAGUACCAGUUAGAAUAACCUUAUCACGUCAACAAAAUGAGAACCAAGGCACUGAAGCAGAGACUACUAAUGUCACAGAACCGAAUACUGCAGAUGCAACAAACAGCAUAUAUUCAGAAACUUCAUCUUCGAGCUCUGAGGAUGAACUCGAUAUCGAAUGUAGUGUUCGCAAACGUUCACAUGAACGAGUUUCUAAUUCAGCUGUUCAAAACAACUCUUCGUCAGAUGAUGAAUCAAAAGACAACAAAACAGAAGAACAGUCAAAGACCACACAUCGUUCCAAAGGCCACUUGGUAGUAAAGUUACAAUAUCUCAAUGAUGAGACGCGAUUUGUUCAUGUGUCUCCAACAAUGUCUGUUAGUCGUUUCAGAAAGAAACACUUUGUUGAUGAAUUAGUCAACCAAAACAAGAAUGUAAGACUCAUUUUCCAAGGCCGUGAACUGUUAGAUGCAGUACCAGAUGAAUCAAGACCCAACAAUGUGAGAAAAAAACGUCGACGAUUAUGUGAUUAUGGUAUAACUGACGGUUCAACAAUUCAUUGUUUAGUCACAACUUCUGUUUUGUCAUCGAAUGUCAACAGGUCAUCUUCAGCAAAUGAUCCAGAGAAUUCAGGACGUAAUACGGGUUUUCCAGCUAGUGAUUCAAUGCUAACUGAGUUUGAUAUGGGUACUCGACUUAUGAAACCAUUAUUUGCCUUUCUUCUACUUUUCACAUGGUUUUUUAGAAUUGCUUACAGACAAUAUUUUAAUUCUGUUUCUACAUUCGCUUUAGUGGCGUUGACAGUUUUCUUUUGUGGUGCUGUAUUUACUGUUAGUCUAGUUAAUGCUGCCUCAACAUUUGCUUCACUAUUUGGUAUUUCACUUGCAGACAAUAAUGUGUCAAAUCGGCAGUCAGAUGAUGAUGCUAACAAUGCUAAUCAUCCUUCGCAUCAGGAUGAUGUUCAAGUUGUAACUGUAACUAUGAUAGCACGACGUAUUCCAUCAGAAGCAUCUGCUAAUCAGGUGAAUAAUUCUGCUUUGUCUUUUAAUGAAACAGCUGAUGAUAGUGAUAAUAAUAAUCCAGUCGUUAUAAAUGAGGCCACAAGUGAAUUACAGACAAGUCCAGAUUAAAUAAUAAAACGUUUCUUUGCCACUCUUGAAUCUUUCUAUUCACUUUUUUUUGAGAUGGUUUUGUGUGAUUGUAUUGCAUUACAUCAUGCCAGACUUCCGGUUCUAUGAACUUACCUUUUUUCUUCUGUCUUUAAAGUCCAGUGAUCCAGUUUCAUUUCUCCUGUAUAUAUGAUUCACAGUGAUAUCACUCACUCUUGACUUUACUGUUAAAUAUACAAUUUAAAGGAAACAA